GGCCCGGCCCGGCUCGGCAGCGGGGCUCCUCCCCGGGGAGCCGCGGUUGCCAGGCGGAACCCCGCGGGCCAGCGGCCGCUGCUGUGCGGGUCCCGAGCCUCCCGCCGCCCUCCGCCGCUGAGAUUCCAGAUAGCCAUUGUGCCUACAUACUCCAUGAUGGGACCUUUCAGAGGACACAUGAGUCUCAAAAGUAGCCCUUUUUCUCUGGGGCUUUCCUGCAAGCUCUCCAACCAGUACAUCAUUCAAGAUCACAUGGCUGCUCAUUACAAGAAGCUGAUGUCAGCCAAAGCUGCUGUUGAUUCAUCUGCACCAAAGAGUCUGCAUACCAGUGUUAAAUACAAGGAUCAGCAGAAAAGAGACAGACUAAUUCAAGCCCUUGAGAAAUACAAGAAGAACCUUGCACAUGGUCUUCCUGCCUCACUGCUGAACUCCAGAAGUGCUUCUUCAAGACAGCAGAAGGAGAGCUGCUCACUGUUGGAAAAUGGUCAUCUAUAUCUGAUGUCUGGUCAGAACAACUGUUACAGGACAAAGAAAGAGCAACCCCACUCUGUAUCUAUUCAGAAGCUCACUUCAAGGACUCUGAUGCCAGCUCCUACUGCAAGAAAGAACAUCCGAAAUACUGCACAGCAUGCUUUGUCUCAAAUUCCUGUUCACAACUCUAGGACAGACAGAUCACCUGUUUCACCACCUCUGCAGUCACGUCUGCAUUCAGGCAGUCACAACAGGAAGAAGGCAAUUCAAACCUCUUUUAAUAAAACAUACUCUGGGGACCUCCUUGACAAACAUUCAGUUUACUUCACAGCAAAGGAGCAGCGUUUUACACCCCAAAUCUUAAAGACAUCAAACCAAUCUUUUCUUGUAAAAUAUAGGUAUUAUAAUCCUCCUUCCCCAGAAAAGAGCUCCUCCCCUGGCAGACCAUCACUUAAAUCAGCAGACAUCAAUAAUGGAAAGAAAAGAGACUUGCACAGGGUUUUAGAAGAUGCACGUGUGAGACCACAUUCAGUUCGCUUUUCUCAGCAGCUAGUUAAGAACUAUGAAUUAUGGAUUCCUGAUUCUGAAAUGCCACUUUCUUCAGGAUCACAACUUGAAGAAACAGAAGAAGAGUAUCUUCACUUUCUACAAGAUCUUACUAAUGAUAUUUUGAUUAGAAGUUGUUUUCACAAAGAGGCAUUAGAAGAUGUAUUUGAAAUGCACAUUAAAAGCAAGAGGCAUAUCCUUGAUGAGGUAAAAAGGAGAAGAAUAGUUCAAAGCCUGAAGAAAGAGCUGAACAUCAUGAACCAGCCAGACCCUUCCAUCAGCUGUAAGGGCGCAUGGCAAACAGACACCAGCAUUCCCAUGACACGCUUCUAA
Messenger RNA from Pezoporus occidentalis (night parrot), 1350 nucleotides. Its product is annotated as spermatogenesis-associated protein 7 homolog. Bases 154 to 1350 code for a protein of 398 amino acids. NCBI's taxonomy places the organism in Eukaryota, Metazoa, Chordata, Aves, Psittaciformes, Psittacidae. The transcript has 11 exons. Gene Ontology annotation, biological process: photoreceptor cell maintenance; protein localization to photoreceptor connecting cilium; protein localization to photoreceptor outer segment. Gene Ontology annotation, cellular component: photoreceptor distal connecting cilium; axoneme; ciliary basal body. The record is from RefSeq and is a predicted model, not a curated record.